Ceratitis capitata (Mediterranean fruit fly) is the source of this 309-nucleotide messenger RNA. RefSeq names its product angiomotin-like. Lineage: Eukaryota; Metazoa; Arthropoda; Insecta; Diptera; Tephritidae. The annotation marks the transcript as partial. The record is from RefSeq and is a predicted model, not a curated record. The transcript has a single exon.
GCUGUUGUUCUCUUUGCCAUCCUCGCCUGCGCUGCUGCCAAACCACACAUUCUUGCUGGCGCUCCUGUGGCUUUUGCUGCUCCAGCUCCGGUGAUCACCGCCACCAGUAGUCAAGUUGUGGCACGCAACCAUAAUGGCAUCGCUUUCGCUCCAGUUGUCGCGCCAGCAGCCAUUGCUCCCGUGGCUCCACUCGCUAAAGUUGUCGCUCCCGUCGCUGCUGCUCUAUUGGCCGCACCAAUCGCACCUCUUGCCGCACCAGCACCUUUGAUUGCUCGCUAUGCUGCUGGAAGACAGAAGAGCAGCUUUUAA